This is a messenger RNA of Helicoverpa zea (corn earworm), 1586 nucleotides long. RefSeq lists its product as uncharacterized. Lineage: Eukaryota; Metazoa; Arthropoda; Insecta; Lepidoptera; Noctuidae. The record is from RefSeq and is a predicted model, not a curated record. The transcript has 4 exons. The coding region runs from base 36 to 716 and encodes 226 amino acids.
GUUUGGUGUACCAGUGGAGUGAACGUGUGAGCAAUAUGGGGAAAAGUUUCGACUAUGUAAAGGAUUUGGUAGUGAACUUUAAGUUGGAUUGGUGUUGCUGGGUUAUACCUGUCCGGAUUGGGUUAAUGAUUAUUGGAUAUUUUAAUAUAUUUUUAGCGGUAAUCUCUCUCCUAGGCAUAGCAGAUGACAGCUUCACGCCCAUCCUGGUGCAAGUACAAGCCACCAUACUGGACGACAACUCCACUAAGCCCGUCCCCGUGACUGCCUACUGCAUUGAACUGGCCUUCAACGUUAUACUGCUAUGCGGGUUGUAUCGGAAAGACCUAAAGCUGAUGCGAGUGUACAUGAAGUACUGUAUGGCAGCCAUUAUCGCGUCUGUCAUGUUCUACUCUAUGGUGGUCGCGGCCAUCGGCGUUAUAGUCACCAUCGCUUUGGUGCUUAGCAUUUUAUACCAAAUAUACGUGCUCGUAUUAGUAAGAAGUAUUCUAGUAGAAAUGAGACUAGAACAAAAGAAUUCGGAGCUGCCAACUGUAGUCAUGAGCACAUUCGUUCAAGAAGAAAAAGAGAAAGAGAAGGCUGAGAAAGACAAAGUUGAAGCCGACGUGGAAGCGUUAGAGGAAAUCGAAGUUGAAGUUGAAAAGAAGCCUGAAAUCAAACUCGAAACUGUGGACGAACUGCCCACGGAAGAAACAGUUCACGUACACGAUAAACAGUAAACGUGUUAAAUAUUAAUCUAUUAUUUACUUAUUUAUUUUAUUUUAGUUUCAUUUUUAACCCACUUCAACAGAGAACCUCACUUCGACUGUAUAUUUUUGUUUAAGUAUCUCAAAUGCAGUAAAGAAAUUGAAAUAAAAACAAAAGUGUAAUUAUAAACAAUUUAAUUGUCAAGUUCAAUCACAAAUUAAGUACUAAAUGUCUUGUCUUAACACGUUCAGGUUAAAUCAGAUCAAUACCUACAUACUAAGGGUGAGUUGCACCAUUUAACUAUAACGAUAACCAAACCAUGACUAGCCAUAUACUUACUCAUUGGUCAAAUCGGUGAUUGGUCAACUGAAAAUGGUUCAGUUAUCGUUGAGUUAAAUGGUGCAAGUCACUGUAAGGCUCGGCACAAACGGGUCACAGGCCAUAGCAACCUUGGUUAAGGGUGCAUCUACACGGUGCAAAUAACUUGCGUUUAUUGAGGCAUUUGCCGAUUUACAGAUUAUAUAUGUACUACAGAGUAUAUGUACUGUAAACAUGCGGGUCCAGCGACUCGUGCAUGUACCACAGCACAAUACCCACCCGCGUGCACUUGUCAAUUGCACAUGUUAACUUGCUCCAGCUACAUGCACCGUAUAGACACAGGACACAGCCUAACGACAAACUGUUCUUCAUGAUCUUAUACCAUGUUGAAAUAAACUAUACACAGCUGUAAACAGUAAUCCGUAUAGUUUGAUGGUCUGCGGCAGCUUUGUCGAGAGGACAUCAGCGAAAGAAUCGCCCGCGUAUAGUAUUAAAAUUACCGCCAUUAUGGUUUUUUGUUGUGUGUUGCAAUCUCAAGUGUAUAUUUUUGUAUUUUACUGCCAAAUUACAUAAAUAAUUGAAAA